Messenger RNA from Zophobas morio, 417 nucleotides. RefSeq lists its product as uncharacterized. The coding region runs from base 70 to 393 and encodes 107 amino acids. The record is from RefSeq and is a predicted model, not a curated record. NCBI's taxonomy places the organism in Eukaryota, Metazoa, Arthropoda, Insecta, Coleoptera, Tenebrionidae. The transcript has 3 exons.
CCAGCACAUAGAUAAGAAAUACCCACUUCGACAAAGUGUUAUUCAACCUUAAUUCGCACUUGCCUCAAAAUGCUGAAACUGGGUUCGGCUCUAUUAUUUCUCUAUCUGGUGCACUCUUCCCUGCUACAGAGUACUCCUCGGGCCACAACACGCGCUCCAUCUACUUUGAGAAAACAGAUCUCUGAGGUGGUUUCCUAUUUGGGAAAACCUAUCACAGCAGCAGGGAAAGUGAUUAGAAAUAUGGGACGGUCUUUACGAAACAGUACCGAGUGGGUAACUGAGCGCGUGGUUCGUGGCAUCGUAAGACUCAUAUUUCCAUUUGGUAGAAAGAAGAGAGAAAUAUCGGCCGGAACACACCCACUUUUACGCAAUCGGCGUCAUCUGUACACAUAAAACAAUCACUUAGACCAUGAACGG